AUCUUCAGUGCUGACCUGCGCGUCGCAUACAUCGCUGCUUAUGGUUUUAAAUUCUUAUUUAUGGUCACUCGGCAACAGAAAUAUAUCUUUAAGCCAAAAUUAUGCUACGAUGAAUUAAAUGGAAAUAAAUCCAGGGUUCUCUGAGAGGAGUUGAAUCAAGGAUCUGUGACGAGCAUGUAGGUAAUACCUUCAAGAAGGCGGCCGAAAAGUAUGUAUGAAGUAAUAUUUCAAGAUCCCACCACACGAUUCUGUUGUGUCCGAUGCAAGUAUGGGCAACAGGCAGUCGUCAGUGAGAUCAACUCACUUCCAGCCAACGAACAUGGCAGCUGGACCGUAUGAAGAUGAAGUUGAUGACCACCACAUAAACAUCUCCAACAAAAUGGUAGAACGACUGGUGGAGGAUGGAGGCCUGGACCGCGGCAAGAGUACCGCCUCCGUCGUGUCUCCACGCUGCGACUUAAAAGAGAAGAUCCUGAUCGAGAAACUGAAGUGCUUGGACAAGUCGCACACGGAAAGGCUCGGACUAACUGUGGGUGAGGUGAAGGCGCUAACCAAGCGUGUCGAGAUGCGUACUUCAAACAUGGUGAGCACUGAGGCAGUGUGCGCCGCGUGCAAGGACAGGGUAAUCGCCUGCUACGACAGUGCUGCGGAUCCCGCCGGGGUCGUCAGAUGUUGGGAGACUGUGGGCGCAUUCACACAGUGCGUGCAGGAAGAAGCUGCGCAACGACUGCGCGCCCGCACCGAGCGAGACGACCGCGAACGUAUUCGACGUUCGCGUGACGUGGCGCUUGCUCGCGAACACGCCCUGAGAGAACUCUCGGGGCCCUACGGAGACCAUGAAUGAAGAUUUAUUGAAGCUUUUUAAACAGCUUUUACUAAUCCAAAUAUCCGUAUUGUAUACGCCUAAGUUGUGAAAUCAUGAAAACGUGUUUUUAUUUUAGCAGAAUCUAUAAUAGCAAUCGCUAAAUAAAUGAAGACCAGCACAGAUGUUCAGCGGUGUCAUUUAAUCUGUGGAAAUCCUUAAAAAUAGGACGAUAAUAUUUGUUUGUGUCAAAUUUCGUCGCGGUACUUGGAGAACAGCACAUCACAUUAAGUAGCUACAUGGGACACACUAAAAAUUUGUCAUUUCCAGCUAAUCGAAACUAUUUGAAUUGAAUGAUGACGAAUGUUAUAUUUUUUGAGAGGUACCUUCUUAUUAACAACAAAAAAACAAUUGGCGGGAAAUCAUUUGUCAAUUGUUUUUCACACAUCACACAUCAAAGUUUUACGUAGGUACGCAACGAAAAUGGAAUUAAAUCGAAAAGGUUCUAGAGCGAUGAUUUUUUAUGAUUUUAAAGUUCUCUCUGUGCGCAAGACUGUGCCGCUCGUCUUUAAAAUGCUUUUGGGAGAGAAGCGCCUUGCUUGAGCACCAUGAGGCGAUGGUUUGCUGAAUUUGUGAGAGGUCGCGUUUCUUUACAUGACGAAUUUCGUGAAGGGUGGCCUUCAACUGCCGUUAAGGAAAAUAAUGUGGCUAUUGUUAAGCGGCUAAUUGAAGAAAACCCGUGGAUUACCUGUGGGACAAUUCGAGAACUAUUGGGGAUUGGUGUGAGCCAAAUUCAGAAAAUUUUACACUAAGAAUUGAAAGUUCGGAAACUUUGUUGUCGUUGGAUCCCUCAUGAACUGACAGCGGAGCAGAAAUCCGCUCGCAUGGAAUGGUGCUCACAGAUGUUAAUGAAAUACGACGACGGACAUUCUAAUGCUGUUUAUGACAUUGUCACAGGAGAUGAAACGUGGAUUUAUUGUUUUGAACCCGACAAGAACAGCAAUCUUGUGAAAAUGAGAACAGGCCAACAAAGGCGGUAAAAAUGAUCGCAAUUUUUUUUCAGCUACGGGUCCCAUCUGUACAAUUCCACUUGAAGAUCAAAAGAGUGUUAAUACCGAGUGGUUGUACAAUUUGUUUACCCAGGGUGUUAAAACAAGUUCGCGAAAGCCGCGUUCUCCUACAUCAUGACAACGCUUCUUCACACACGGCCAACAAAACCAAGUCAUUUUUACCUUCCGAAAAAGUAUAACUCGCCACCCAUCCUGCACAUAGCCCCGACCUAGCACCCUGUGAUUUAUUUAUAUUUUCCCCAAAAUCAAAGAUUUGAUGAGAGGUUUCACUUUUAUCAAUUCCGAGGAGGCAUUUAUAGCGUUCAAUCAGCAGGUAGAAGACUUGCCUUCAGAUCUGUGGUCCUCCUGUUUUAAAAAAAUGGAUCGAUCGCAUGAAAAAAUGUUUUAAAUUUAAAGAAGAGUAUUUUGAAAAGCAAUAAACAUAUGUUUGGGUUUAAACAUAAUGUUUUUUUAGGUUACGCAAAACUUUUAGUGUGAUUUACGUAUAUAGAUGCCAUUCUAGUACGGUUAGCAAAAAUAUGCUAGUAAUAAAAAUUCUACUACGGUACUUCUUUUUUAAAAGAUUAUAUAGACUUUAUACGAUUUAAAAAAUGCGUGCAUACUCCCAUUGAGAUUUCAUUAAUUUUGCACAGACUCAGUAAAUAUUACAUUAUCCGUCAAUAAAACACUGAAUUACAAAAAAGUUAUAAUUAUUGUAAUUGGAUGACUAUUUACAAUGAUCACAAAAAUAUAUAUUUUAAUUUAUAUAUGUACAAUAUGCAAUAGUUUAGUUCCUUAAUUAAAAACCUAUUAUCAAUCAGACUUUUCAGUCACACUAUGAUACUAAAUGAUCACCUCAAAAGUUAUAAAGGGUUGAAAGGAGAUUUAGAUUAGGUAGUCUAAAUAACGAUAACGGCCAAAAAAGGUAAGAACAUUUACAUACAUACUAUACAGCCUUGUCAAUGGAAGCUAAGAAUUACAAUGAUUGUCACUUACAUCAUUUAUACGCCUAAAUAGAUAAUGACAGCUAUGAAAAAGUCGAAAAAAUAGAAUUUAGAACUAACCUCUAAUUUGUGAAAUUCACUUACACUAACACUAAGUGUCAUUCAAAUAGACGUAGACGUAGCUUGUCACGCAUACUAAACUAAUAUUCCUGGCCUGUUUUUAUCGGUUAUCAAAUAGCAAGAGACUAUCUAGACGUAUAAAUUAUAUAAGGAUUGUCAAUUAUCAAAAUCUUCUCGUCCCAAAUAACACAGUGUCUGAAGGCGAAGGUUUUCAACCAGUGUGUAUUACCAGUGAUGACUUACGGUGGGCCUGAUGAGAAAGUUCAUGGUCGCUCAGAGGACAAUGGAGUACUCGGAGUUUCCCUGCGAGAUCAAAUCAGAAAUGAUGAAAAGAUCCGCAGGAGAACCAAAGUCACCGAUAUAGCCCAAAUGUUUGCUAAACUGAAGUGGCAGUGGGCAGGGCACAUAGUUCGACGGACAUCCUGAUGGGGCAGAAGACUUCGAAUGGCGACCAAGUAACGGAAGAGGCAUUGUUGUCAUGGACCGACGAUCUGGUCAAGAUAGCUGCAAUAUAUUGGAUGUGGCCAGCGUCGUGGAGAUCUUUAGAGGAGGCCUUUGUCCAGCAGCAUAUAUCUUCCAGCUGAUGAUGAAUAUCAUCAAAUGCUUAAGAAAAAUAACAGAGUUGAUUAUCGAUUACAAAACAACGAAAAUUAUUAUUAUUAUGUUUGAAUAUAGAAAUCAAUUUUUUUUUAAAUCUAUAAAAAAUAUUAUUUUCUUGAUAAUAUAAUAUAUUUAUACAUGUCGGGAGAUAGCAUUAGGGACGAUUUGGUCGAAAAAUUUGUAUCUGACGUUUAGAGCUAUGUCAAGUUUUCUGGUAAAGACCCUCAUAUAUUUAUUUCGAAUAAUAAAGAAAUUCUGUUUACUUCAACUGGU
Messenger RNA from Leptidea sinapis, 3788 nucleotides. RefSeq lists its product as uncharacterized. Bases 269 to 844 code for a protein of 191 amino acids. The transcript has 6 exons. The record is from RefSeq and is a predicted model, not a curated record. NCBI's taxonomy places the organism in Eukaryota, Metazoa, Arthropoda, Insecta, Lepidoptera, Pieridae.